Rhizophagus irregularis DAOM 181602=DAOM 197198 is the source of this 998-nucleotide messenger RNA. RefSeq lists its product as uncharacterized. Lineage: Eukaryota; Fungi; Glomeromycota; Glomeromycetes; Glomerales; Glomeraceae. The record is from RefSeq and is a predicted model, not a curated record.
GGAACUAUACAUCCUGAAGAAUGGAUGCAACAAUUUAAAGUAUUUUGUUGCGCUAAUAAAAUAUCACCCUCUGAAGAAAAGUAUUUAUGGAAACAAUUGAUCCAUCCUGCAAUUAAAAUUCCUUCUAUUGAAAAUAUAUCAACGCACGAUGAAUUUUUAAAUGCUUUGAAAGCUCAUGUCUCUUUCGAUAUUUUUAAAGAAUGUUGUAAAAGAAAACUAUUGGAGUUAAAAUAUAUUCCUGAAAAGUAUGGCGGAGAUACAGCGAUUCUUCUUUCUAAAUUUCAAACUCUUUGUUAUAAUGCAGGAAUAAAUAAUAUUGAAGAAAUUAAGAUGAUAAUUUACAAAAUUAUGAUGUCUAACGAAUUUUUUAAAAGUGAAUUCAUAAGAAAGUCGAAAGAAAUUAAUUCAAUAGAAGAAUUGUUAAAAUUAUUUAAUGAUAUAACAGCAGAUGAAGCAAUCUCAGUUAAAAAUGGUUCUUAUGUUGCUAUAAAACAUGCCGCCACUGGAAAAUAUUUAAGUAGUGUAUCAAAUUUGAAUUAUGAAACAGGCUCACGUAAACAAGCGGUAUUUGCUGGAAAAACUUCUCUAGAACUAAAUGCGAUAUGGAACAUUUUUGAUAACAAAGGUCGAUCGAAUGUUUUUUAUGAUGAUAUUUAUUUGAUGCAUCAACAAACUAGCAGAAGGUUAAGCUGCUCUUCUCAUAAAUCUCUAUCUAAUUAUUCGGAAGGUAAUUUAUAAAUUUAGUAUAACUGUUUUUUAAAUAAAUAAUUGAAAUUUAUUUUGUAGUAAAUACACGUAGCGAGGAGUAUACAAGUUGGAAAUUGAAACAGUAUAAUUCAACAAAUAAUUGUGUAUAUGUAAAAUCUCAAGAUAGAAUUAUUUUACAAAAUAACUAUUUUAAUAAGAUUUUACGAAGUCAUGAACUUGAAUUCACUAUUAAUAAUGAGAAAUUCCAAGAAGUUGUUUGUCAUGACGAAAGAAUUGGCGGAAAUGAUGAG